UCAUCGUGGAAUGUCAGCAGACACGCCCACUACUUCCAUCUUAGCCAUGUGGAUAUGACCACAAGCGAUCGCUCGACGCUUCGGACUGUUUAUACAUUUUAACUCAUAUUGCACGUGAGCAGAAUGUCCGAGUCAGUGUCGAGGUUUCAGGCGGAGGUGUCGGCCGUUAUGGAGGUUUUACUAAAGGUGGCCGUCGUGGAGAUAACGAAAGUUUUUGAGGGUCGCUCACUGGACUCUCAUGGCUGCACGGUCAAAACAGGAGAUCAGAUCCAAACAGAUUUGGUUUCUGUGCCGGACAUCAGGGCUCAUAUGCAAAAUGCAUUGACUAAUAUGUCUGAUAAGACGGUUUGUAGCGUCGGCGUGCAGGUGGAGGAGACGAUGCUUGCACAAAACAACGAUGACGGCACAUCCAAUGAGAAAGACAGUGUUUGUCAACAGGAUUGCAAAGCAUUGGAGGGCUUGUGUCCCUCUGAAAGCCUCUGUAAUGUUGAUCUUCCCUGCUCCAUCUUCAUUGACAAUGGGGUUGGUGUUGGAAAAGCAGACUGUAUAACUGACUGUCCAUGGAUAGGUGACUUUAAAAAGCCAGAGACAAUUCAGGAGAAUGGUCUUCAAGGACUUGUAGAGUCGUCCUCAUGCUCUGUAGUGAAUCCAGAGAUCAGCCCAUUCAACUCUGUUGUAGUUAGCAUUCCCAGUGAAGACCUCAACACAGACACUAUUGGCCAGCUGGACCUCGGCCUUAUGGAUGUAAAUCCUUUAUCCAUUGAUGAGACAUCCCAUGUAGAUCCUCCUCAGUCCAGUGGUACUAUUGCCAAACCCGUUCAUCUUAGCCAGGUAACCAGUAAAAGCACUAUAGAGGCCAGACACGCAUCCAAUUUAAAAAAGGUGCGUUUCCAGCUCAGCCAAACACCUUUUGAUUGUAAACUGUUGAGGCCUUGCUCUGUGCAACUGGUGAAUCUUCUGAUGUUGUCAAGUUCGGUUAAAAGGACAAACGGUGCCAGCAGUAAAUGCCCAUCUGCACACAAAGAUCUGCGAACCCAUCAGAAUACCCAUACGGGACGCAGACUCUGCUGCUUUACGGAGUGCGGUAACGGCAUUUGGCGUCUUCAAGGGGUCCUCACGCGCGGCCACCCUCUCGUCUGCAAGAUCUGCGGCAAAAAGUUCAAACGCAGGAAGACCUUGAAAAGACACGAGCGCUUUCAUACGGGCGAAAAGCCGUACUCGUGCAGAAAGUGCAAAAAAAGAUUCGCGCUUCGGAAGAGCUUGAGAAGGCACGAGAGGUUUCACACCGGAGAAAGACCUCACAACUGUCCUCACUGCAGAAAGGCCUUCCGUCUCAAAAACAAUCUCAAGGCUCACCUGCGCUUUCACACCGGUGAAAAGCCUUUCCCUUGCAACCUGUGCUCCAAGAGUUUUCGGAUCUCGAAGAACCUGGAGAAACACAGACUGACUCACGCCGCGGCAGGUAGAUGUCAAUCUGUUAACCCGUGAUUGUGUUUGCUUUCGAUCUAAUACCAGACACUCCUACCUCACCUAAGAACCACUGGAUCUAAACAAUAAUUGUGUUAGAAAGUUGAAGCACAUCAGGGGUGGGUUUCCCGAAUAAUGCAAAACUCGCUGCUGAACCUGCAUGGUUGGAGAAACUAGCUAGUCACGACUGUCAGCUAUCCACUUUAUUGCACAUCCGUCGUUUGAACCAUGUUGGUUCAACAGUGUAGAUGAUGAUGUCAUGUAGGGCGGUGGUGUUCGAAUGAAUCAUCGAUUCUCAUGUGUGUCUCAUCAGUAAAGCCAGUUCGGUGAUUAGUAAUAAAUCGCCAUUACCUGCUUUCAGAUGGAGCACCAUUUACUACACAAAGCUGUAUUUCACUGAAAGCUAGGCAAAACCGCGUUCAUAACCGUGGAAAAUCGUCUCAGAUUAUGAAUGUGAUUUUGCCUUGCUUCUUGGUGAAAUACGGCUCUGUGUAGUAAAUGGCGCUCCAUUUGAAAGCAGGUGAUGCCACUACUAAUCACCGGCUUUACCGAUAAGACACACAUGAGAAUCGGAAGCUCUAUAUAACGUACAUUGCAUCUGAAAACUGAUAUUGUUAUCGUAUUUUAGUUCUCUGUUGUUUUAUUUCAAGCUAUACCACAGGGCUGUUGAAUGCUGUAUUCUGAUUGGCUGAGAAAUGUUCAAUGGGUGUUGAUUAUUUUUCUGUAAACAGCACACCUAACCUGUCAAAUGUCUUAAAAAUAAACACCAGAGCAAUAUUUGUUGUAACCAACCGUGGUAUAAUCGUUAUAAUUAAGCUUGCACAAUAAUGCACACCCACGGUCGUGCCGCAUUACCACCUUGGGGUGCAUUAUUUUCUUCAAAUCCAAUGGCCCGUCGUCAAUUAUUUCUUAGAUAUUUCAUUAAGUUACUCCUCCCAGGGAUUCCCCAGGGUCUUAAAGCCCAUAUUUUACACCCAUGCUCACUUUUCAAAAACAACUCUUUAAGUUGGCCAACAAUGAUUUUGGGAAACACACCCCUGGUCAUCUUUUUGUUAAGUGAUCAGUCAGUUUUAUUCCUGAUUUUGAGUUGUAAAGGGGAGUUUUGCAUCUUGAUCAGGAAUUUUCUUCGGUUGUAAAUAUUUGUUGUUAUUCUCUUUUUGUUAUCAUCAGAUGAUGUGUGCACAAUAUCAUUUUCAUUUUUUUAGGUAAAUGAGUGUAAUAUCUGGUGUGUCUGAAGCAUUGGAGAGAACAGUCACAACUGUUGUACAGUCGGUCCCUGCGUUAUGUAGACUUCACAGAUACUGAGGUCUUGGCUUUUUGGAUGUCGGCUUUUCUCCAAACUUCUGGCAUUUAACUGGUGUCUUAACAUCCAUUCAGAUAUGAUUUCAGCUAUCUGGACUUAUUCAAGAGGAUUCAUGUACUGAUAUACACACUGGAGAUAAUCUGAAGCUGUAUAGUUAACUAUUCCUUUACUAUCUUUACUAAAAACAAAAAAAAACAUACGAGCUCUUGCUCACAUUUUCUACUGUGGAUUUUAUAUCUUCUUUCUUAUAUUUUGAUGUGUGCUCUGUUUAGACAAAGUUAACGUUUCCAAAUGGUCAUAGUGGCUGUAGCGUUUUAUAAACGAAUCUUUGGUUUUCUGUGCACAUUUUGUUUGUUUUUUACACCGGAAUAUUUUGUCAAAUUUGUGCUUUAGAUUGAUAUUGUAAAAGAUUUGAGAACAAAAUGACAUUUCUUACUUGCUGUCAAUCAUUCCUCAUAGCCAUUAUGACCAAACCUUUGUAUAUUUCUUUUGUAAUAAAUAAUCA
Paramisgurnus dabryanus is the source of this 3275-nucleotide messenger RNA. RefSeq lists its product as uncharacterized. Gene Ontology annotation, molecular function: RNA polymerase II cis-regulatory region sequence-specific DNA binding; DNA-binding transcription factor activity, RNA polymerase II-specific. NCBI's taxonomy places the organism in Eukaryota, Metazoa, Chordata, Actinopteri, Cypriniformes, Cobitidae. Gene Ontology annotation, biological process: regulation of transcription by RNA polymerase II. The record is from RefSeq and is a predicted model, not a curated record.